AUGUCCUUCGGACGUUCCAAGCGACUUCGUUCUGCUCCUCAGGGAUCCUCGAUGGUCGUCCACCGAAAAUGUCUCGUUUCCGACCUUCCCGACGAACUUCUGUUGCAAAUCUGCCUAUACAUCGCGAAUAUGGACGAGGAUCCUCCAAUGCCCAAUUCCUUGCACGACACCCCGGACGACAUCCAAAAGUUGAGGCGUCACGCGCUUGUCAAUAUCUGUCAAGCUUCUCGAGUAUGUCGACGAUGGCGCAACUUCAUUCUGGGGGAGCCGGCGAUCUGGGGCGGUAUCAUCGACCUCAAUUGCCUCGAGCAGAGGAGGGGGAUCUGGAGAAGGCAGGUGUUGGACAGGACACGGAAGGAGACGCGGAACGCCGACCUCUACGUGAAAGGUGUUGUCAAACACGAGGACCCCCUCGUCCCCUUUCUUCACACCUUGCUUGGUGAUCCUAGGUUUGGAGACACCAAGUAUUCGAUCAGGAUUACCAAAAUAGACAUCACCGUCUGCGAUGCAGACCUAUACGAGGAAAUCGGCAGACUUUUUAGCGACUGUCCCCUUCCAAAACUUCGAACCCUGAGGUUGAUGCUGAGGAGCUUCAACGCCUGCAACGGUGACGAAGAAGUCCGUACGCCGGCGAUUCUUCACCCCGACACCGCCGCCCUCCGCCAUUUCGAAUCCAAUGUCCUAUCUUUCCAUCCAGACGCCAAGAUGCUGUCUGGUCUCCGGAGCCUUCGCAUAUCCUACCGCGAACAACUUCAACUACCAUUCACCCUGGACGACUUCGCCGUCGCUCUCUCUAAAAUGCCAUUACUCGAAUCACUUCAGAUAUGCGAUGCUUUCCAGUCCCUGCAGGUGGAUGGCCAAAACCCUUCUCUACCCCAAAUCUACCUACCACACUUGCGCCGGAUGACCAUUUUUCACGAGCGCGAAUGUUUUCCUCUCCUAGAUGCCAUAACACCCCACCCCGAAUGUUCCAUCAAUUUACGCAUCUCCGAACUCGUCCAGGACAGAAUUAUCAUCCUUCGAAACGCGCUGUCGCGUUAUGUGGGGGAAUUCGCCAAAAGACACAUCGCAACCACGCUCCUCGUCCAUGCAACCCAUUCAAAUAUCAACAUCCGCCUAUCCUCGGCCCCCAACACAGAUGCACCCGAACCAACAUUUUCUUUCGAAAUCGACUUCAUGUCCGAGACCUAUUCCCCAGACUACCUUCUAGGCUCCCUGACGGCCUGCGACCUUGGACUAGUCACCGACCUGGACUUGGACUUGUCUAGGACGAUGAAGUUUCCGAACACACCUUCGCAUGAAAUCCAGGAGUUCGUUGCGCGGCUCUCGGGUGUCGAAACCCUCAGUACUAAUAUGCGGACCAUCGAUUUCCUCGAUGAAUUACCUCCACAAGAUCGCCCAAUCCUCCCUUCUCUAAAAAUUCUAAAACUCACUUCCCUUCUCGUCUUCUACGGCUGCGUCGUCGUUGAUGAUGACAACAAUCCAAUCACACUCAAGAUCGACGCCAAUCUCCUCAUCGAUUUCCUGUCGGUCCGGAAGGGUCAACUUCAAGAGCUCGAUCUCACGCGAUGUGCGCUGGAAGACAACGUACGCUUCCUCGAGCGCUUCUCCGGGCUUAGAAUUACUUGGUCGGAACACGGCAAACAGGAGGAACACGUUUGCGGUUCUGGGGAGGACCCUCGUCGACUGGACUUUGGGCACCCGUAUGAAGACCCCGCAUCGGCAAAACCACGCCGAAGGCAAAAGAGAAUGUAUCCGUGGGCACGUUGGGAUCCACCAGAGACGGCUUCUUCAUGA
Molecule: messenger RNA, 1797 nt
Organism: Cyclocybe aegerita
Lineage: Eukaryota; Fungi; Basidiomycota; Agaricomycetes; Agaricales; Hemipholiotaceae
Source: the annotation of a GenBank genome assembly